Messenger RNA from Cryptomeria japonica (Japanese cedar), 123 nucleotides. The record is from the annotation of a RefSeq genome assembly. Lineage: Eukaryota; Viridiplantae; Streptophyta; Pinopsida; Cupressales; Cupressaceae.
AUGACCGAUACCACCGGAAGGAUCCCUCUUUGGUUGAUAGGCCUUUUUGCGGGUAUUCUCAUUAUUGGUUUAAUAGGUAUUUUUUUUUACGGUUCUUAUACGGGAUUAGGGUCUUCCUUAUAA